This is a messenger RNA of Cimex lectularius (bed bug), 2965 nucleotides long. Its product is annotated as spondin-1. NCBI's taxonomy places the organism in Eukaryota, Metazoa, Arthropoda, Insecta, Hemiptera, Cimicidae. The transcript has 19 exons. Bases 138 to 2624 code for a protein of 828 amino acids. Gene Ontology annotation, cellular component: extracellular matrix. Gene Ontology annotation, molecular function: serine-type endopeptidase inhibitor activity. Gene Ontology annotation, biological process: cell adhesion. The record is from RefSeq and is a predicted model, not a curated record.
CAGUCUUCUAUCAGUCGCCGAGCGGAACGGUACGACGACACAUCGCGAAAAGGCAAACCAAUUAACACUUCGUUCAUUCGUGAACGCAAGAAAGAGAAAAGAGAGAAAAACAGUCCAGUUUCAAGACAACUAGGGCUAUGGACAUGUUGAAAUUCGCAGUCGUUCUGGCGCUCGUGCUCGUCGGGGCGUCGAGUGACGAAGAUUGCGACCGCAGGCCUCCUGGAGCCAUCGGAUCCAAAUCGAGGUUUUACGACAAUUACAACAUCAUGAUCAUAAGAAAUCCGAGCAACUAUUCACCUGGAGAAAUGUACACAGUGAAACUGGCCGGCUUGCCCGGCGACAACGGCGAACCGGCGAAAUUCAUCGGCUUCAGCCUUUCGGUGAUAACGAUGUCGAGGAGCGGCAGGGAGCCUGGAAGUUUGGUACCUCUUGGUGACGCUAAAACAGAGAGGAAGCCCGGCUGCAAGAACAUCAUCAUCAGCACGGAGGACUCUCCAAAAUCGGAGAUAUCCGUCUUCUGGACCGCGCCGGCCAAGGGGACAGGCUGCGUCGUCUUCAAGGCGGCAGUUGUCGUCGAGGCCGACCUGUGGUACCAAGACGAAGGAUCACUGAUCAAACAAAUAUGCGAAAACCAUCAACAGAGCAUCGACGAGAUGCCGGACGUAACACCUGUCUGCUGUGCAUGCGAUGAGGCCAAAUACGAAGUCAGCUUCGAGGGUCUCUGGUCGAGGCACACACACCCAAAAGACUUUCCGGAAAACGUUUUGACAAGGUUUAGCGACGUAAUAGGAGCUUCUCACACUUUUGAUUACAGGUUUUGGCAGUACGGUGGAAAAGCGUCCGAGGGUUUGAGGCAAGUGGCCGAGCUCGGUUCGACCAGAGUCCUGGAAUCUGAAUUAAAAUCCGAGAGCGAAAAUAUAAGGACGAUAAUAAAAGCGAGAGGGAUCACCUACCCGAACGUCACAAGUAAAACUUUCGCGGUAUUCAGAGUGGACAACAAAAACCAUCUUAUAUCUUUGGUUUCUAUGAUAGAUCCCUCGCCGGAUUGGGUCGUUGGAGUUUCAGGCCUUGAACUCUGUCUUUCAAAUUGCUCCUGGGUCGAGAACAAAGUUCUGAAUCUCUAUCCGUACGAUGUUGGGACCGACUCAGGGAUCACAUACACGUCGCCGGAUCAGCCGACGGAGCCCAGGGACAACAUUCGCAGGAUAACGACGACGUUCCCCUCGGAUCCUAGAUCGCCGUUUUACGAUCCUUCCGGAAAGGAAAUGAAGCCUCUGGCCCGCUUGUAUCUGACAAGGCAGAGGCUCUACGAAAAGUCUUGUGACCAAAACGGAGGAGAAAUGGCCGAAUUGAAUUACCCUGUUGAUCCUUGUGCCGUGAACGCAUGGUCGGACUGGAGCCCUUGUUCAGCGACAUGCGGCACAGGGAAAAGGUCGAGGCAGAGAUUUUACAGGGACGAAUCAAUGGCCACGAUGGAAAAUUGCAACAGAGAGCUGACUUACAGGGAACACUGCGAAGCUCCGAUCCCUUGUGGUGAACUUAUGGGUCGUGAAAGAGAGGAUUACAGCGCUACCUUGUGCGAGGUGACAGAGUGGUCUGACUGGUCUGGAUGCUCCGUUUCUUGUGGAGAAGGAACCCGUUACAGAUUUCGAAGGAUAAAAAACCAAAAAAAUUACAAGAAAUGCACUGCAUACUUCAACCAUCCACCGCUUAGGCAGGAGGAAAAAUGUGUGGUUAAAAGCCAGGACUGCAAAGAUCUGCCCAUGAACUUGCCUUUCACGGACAAAUGCGUGCCGGGCCCAUGGUCGGAAUGGUCCGCGUGUUCGGUCAACUGCGGAAUGGGGACGAGAAGGAGACACAGGGAAAUCAUCAGCCGUACCUGGGGCGGCGGCCCGGAUCAGUGCUCCCACAUCUUACAAAACGAAACUAUUACAUGCAGCGAAAAAGCGGGUUGCGAGUUGACAGCCGAACAAGCAAGAGAGGCGUGCCAGUCUCCAAAAAUGCCAGGACCUUGCAGGGGUCAAUUUGAAAAAUGGUACUUCGACACGUCGACACGGAAUUGCAUGAAGUUCGUCUAUUCCGGAUGCUGGGGCAAUAGAAACCAGUUCGACACGCAAGAAGAAUGCGAGAAAACUUGCAAAAAACUUAAAGGUGACAGGAGUUUAAACGGCCCGUUCAGCGGAUUUGACGCUGAAUCACAAGUCAAAGUCUGGGACUACGUACCUGGUGGGGCGGAAGGUCCUGUUGUUGAUUGCAAAGUUUCACACUGGUCCGCUUGGUCCGCGUGUUCUGUCUCCUGCGGACGAGGACUAAGACAAAAAACAAGACAGAUAAUCAUGAAUGCCAGAAACGGCGGUAAGGACUGCCCCAAGAAGCUUCUACGCAGGAAAAGGUGCAACGCUGGACCUUGUACAACGGGUUAUAUGAGUGAUGAAAACAAAGCGUACGACGAAUACGAGGAUUCUGAAGAAGAUUGCAGAUAUUCAGAAUGGUCGGAAUGGUCACCUUGUACUCAGCCGUGCGAGUUCUCCAUACAGAAACGGGUCAAAUUGGCCAUAUCGGACAAGGAAAGAUGCGGCAAGAGGCUGCAGACAAGGAUCUGCAACUGUGUAGGAAAGGAUUGAUUCCAUGUCAAAAUUCAAAGCAUGGAAUUGUUGCCUGAAACAAUAUCUCAGCCUAUGAUUUUAAUUGUCACCCCAUUAUCAUUACAAAAAAAACAUAUCCAUUUAACUAAGUUUUAACUCCUCAGCCCAUGAAAUAAAUUUAUAUUCACAAAUUUUUCAAAAUAAACUCCGAACAAAAUAAUAUGGAGUGCUUGUGAAAACUAUUGACAAUACAACAAGAAAUAAUAAAUAUAUUUAAUGUAACGUUGUAUACUAAUGUGUGGUGUGUUACAAAUUUUAUAACAAAAAUCUAGACUUGAAUGUAAUUGUAGUUGUUGAAUAUUUAAACUAACUUAAAUUUA